GAGUGAAAAAGAUUUUCAUCUAUGAUGAUGACAGAUUUUACAGGAGAGCAUAUGUGGUUACAAAUAGAGCACGAACUAAGCUUGAGGAAACUACUAGAGGGUUCAGAGUAUCAAGAGCAACUGAAGUACGACUUCAAUAUAAAAGGGGAACUGAGGCAUCUGGAUACAAAUGAGUCCUUUGUUUUCAACUAUUUCAAGAAUGCACACGAGCAGAAUCAUAAACGCUAUCAAGUUUUGGGACAUUUGAUUACCCAAUAUGUUUAUGAGCUCCUGGAAAGAGUCUGCAUGCUGCAGAAAGUUUAUAUUCCUACUGAUGCUACAGAGGAUGAACCAAGAAGUUUCUUUUUCAUGAGUGAGAAUGCACUAACGAGUUCCUCUAGCCUAAUUGUCCUUCUUCAAGACCGUGGAGUUUUCCGUGCCGGACAGUGGGGGCAAAGGACGAUUGUCAGCGAGGGCCUGGGCCAUGGAACACAAAUACCAUUCAUCAAAAUGGCCCUUCAGAGCCACGGGGGAGUGAUUGUACUGAAUCCCAAUGACAACUUCGUUGAUCUGAAGACUGAAAAGGAGAGGUUAAGCUUUUAUACUGGGGAAGAAGCACUGACUUCUGUGCAGUCUGUCUGGUGGAUCCCCAAGAGGAGCAGCAGCAGCCCCGAGGAGCAUACCAUAUAUGUAUGGGAUCAUUUCAUUUCAAAGAGUGCAGCCAAGAAUGUGGCCUUCAUCGCCCAUGGCUACGGUGGCUUGGUGUUCGUUGAUCUGCUGGUGCAGAGAAAAUGGGAGGUAAUGAAUAAAGUGUACGCUGUGGCAUUCAUCGACUCCAUGCACAACACACAGCACCAGGCUAGAAGCGAUCCACAAAUACAAGAAUGGAUACAGAAAUACUGCCGUGAAUGGGUGUCAAACAGUAAGCCUCUAGAUAAAGCUGUGGGUUCUCCCAUGAACGUGAAUUGUCCUACUGUCUCUGCUGGAACAGAGAAGUACAGUUUAGCACCUUCCUGCUGCUUAUGUGCCAUCUUUAAGUACCUGAAGAGCACACUGAAAGCCAAGACCACAACAGCCUUUAGGCAUUCACCUGUUGCAACCAGAAGCAGCACAAGUAAGAAGAGAGGCAAUAAAUAA
This is a messenger RNA of Grus americana (Whooping crane), 1116 nucleotides long. RefSeq names its product putative protein FAM172B. The record is from RefSeq and is a predicted model, not a curated record. Gene Ontology annotation, biological process: regulatory ncRNA-mediated heterochromatin formation. Gene Ontology annotation, molecular function: siRNA binding. Lineage: Eukaryota; Metazoa; Chordata; Aves; Gruiformes; Gruidae. Gene Ontology annotation, cellular component: nucleus. Bases 22 to 1116 code for a protein of 364 amino acids. The transcript has 2 exons.